AUGGUCUACUUCGCACCUUCGUUCAUCGCCCUUGCGGCGUCUGUCUUUUUCUCUGCGCCUGCGGUUGCUCAUCCAGGCCAUGACAUUGCUGAGGAGAUCGCUGAGCGCGCUGCCUACCUCGCCAGUGACUCUUACACCGAUCUCGCUCACUGCGCUGAGACGCUGAAGUCUCGUCAAGCUGAUCUGAUCAGCCGCCGUAAGGCAAUGGUUCAGCAUCUGCGUACUAAGCGUGGCAUUGUCAAGCGCGAUUUUGAGGAUGUCUUGAACACUGAUCACCACUCGAAUGCAUCGGUCACUCCUGACAGCCCCGAUGACGUUGUCUUUGCUGGUAACGCUUCGUGCAUUCUCCAGCCGGAGACCACCGAAGGCCCAUACUGGGUCUCUGGCGAGUAUGUCCGUCAAGACAUCACUGACGGCAACCCUGGUGUGCCCUUGACGUUCGAUAUUCAGGUCAUCGAUACCACAACCUGUGAACCGAUCCCGCAGGUCGCCGUUGAAGCCUGGCACUGCAAUAGUACUGGCGUCUACGGCGGAGUAGUCGCUGGUGGCAACGGCAACUCUGCUGAUGCGAGCAACAUCAACAACACCAUGUUCCGUGGUAUCCAGUUCUCCAACGAGAACGGUAUCCUGCAGUUCGACACAACUUUCCCCGGCCACUACAGCGGACGUACCACUCACAUCCACGUGCUUGCCCACAUCGACUCGACCAUCAACGAGCAGAACCAAACCCUCACUGGCGGCCACAUCUCCCACGUCGGCCAACUCUUCUUCGACCAAAAGCUCAUCACCGACGCCGAGUCUGUCGAGCCCUACGCCUCCAACACGCAGAGCCUCAUGCUCAACGCUAACGACGGCAUCUUCGCCCAGGAGGCCGCUACCUCCGACCCCGUACUCAAUUACGUCUACCUUGGCGACAGCGUCGACGAGGGCCUCUUCGCUUGGGUCACUGUUGGUAUCGAUCCUAAUGCUGUUACCGAGCCUCACGCAGCCGUUAGCUUCGGUGAGAACGGCGGUGUUGUUAACCCCGGUGGCGGCGGUGGACCUGGCGGACCACCUCCUAGCGGUUAA
Molecule: messenger RNA, 1068 nt
Organism: Didymella exigua CBS 183.55
Lineage: Eukaryota; Fungi; Ascomycota; Dothideomycetes; Pleosporales; Didymellaceae
Product: aromatic compound dioxygenase
Exons: 3
Coding region: 1-1068 (355 amino acids)
Molecular function (GO): oxidoreductase activity, acting on single donors with incorporation of molecular oxygen, incorporation of two atoms of oxygen; ferric iron binding
Source: RefSeq, a predicted model, not a curated record